GCCCGCACUUCGGCCUGCCUCGGAGAGCCUCAAAGCUGCACCAUAUGGAGAACAUUCUCACACGCCUCUCCUCCUCCGGGCGCCACUGCACCGUCGUGCUGCACUCGCAAGCUGCCAGGCCGGACCUCUUUCUGGGCGGCAACUCGAAUUGCACGUCAGAAGUUCUGUGCCUCGAGCACGGGGACCUGGGCAAAGUUGCGAGCAGAGAGGCGUGCAAGCCAUCUCUCAACCUCCUAGUCGCCACCUUCCCAUCCCUCAUGGCCUCCCUCUCCGCCCGCUCCUCCUCCCUCGCCUCCAUGCCUCGACUCGCCGCUGCCCUUGCUUCCGAACCUGCCUCCGUACCUGAUUCCACACGGGCCACCAGCCCUGCGUCCAAACCUACACCUGAGCUUGCUCCCAAACCUGCAUCAUCACCACCUGUUCUCGAGACCACAAUGACACAGGCACAGGCACAGGCACAGGCACAGGCACAGGCACAGGCACAGGCACAGGCACAGGCACAGCAGCAGCAGCAGCAGGAGCAGGUCUCUUCCCCACCUGCUCAUCCUGCUGACUUUGCUGUGGAGGAAUCUUCCAGGAAGGUGGACGCGCAGGUGGGGCAGGUGCACGAGUCUCUGCCGCCCAACACGCUGCUGCUCGUCGUCACGGGGUGCGGCGACACGCCAGCUGUGAGACGCAUGAUGGAGUGGCGGUGGAAGCGGCAGCAGUGGAGGAGCACGGGCAUGGAGCCCUGGGAUGAGCUGAGCGCCUAG
Molecule: messenger RNA, 752 nt
Organism: Closterium sp. Naga37s-1
Lineage: Eukaryota; Viridiplantae; Streptophyta; Zygnematophyceae; Desmidiales; Closteriaceae
Source: the annotation of a GenBank genome assembly